UUUAUUGUGAAAAUGAAAUUCUCAGGAUUGGUAUUUUUUAGUCUAUUAAUUUCCACCCAGCAAGAGAACCUAGAACAAUGUGAGAGGGAUGGUGUAUUGUGUGAUGGAGGAGGAGGAGGAGGAGGGGUGCUUCUUGAUGAAACUCUCUACGAAGCAUAUGAAUUUAAAAAAAUGACGAGCAGAGAAGAUUUUCUAAUAAGAGAAAAACUCGACAAAAUCGACGAAAUAAAAUCAGGGGAUCCUGCCGGGGCUCUGAAGAAAGUCCAGGCGUUGUUAAAAAUCUACCCUGAUUCCCCUAGAGCCCUAAACUCCUUAGCUAGGAUUUAUCGUAUUUUAUACAACAAGCUUAGUAAAGAGAACAAGGAGAUUGGAAGGAUUGAAUAUUUAAACAAACUCAAGGAUAUUGUUAUCAAGAUUGUCAAAAUGCCAAGUUCUAAGCUUCCUAUAGAGCUUUUUAAAUCCGUGGCAGAUUUCGGGGUAGCGAACUCUCAAGCACUGGGAGAAAGGGACUGGACAAUAAUGCUCGUGGAAGAAUUAGUUUUUGGUCCUCGAAACCCUGAACUAGAUGCUGAAGAUAAAGAGUUCUACUUUCAAACUUUACUAGACGAGAAGUUUUGCAGUGGCGACAUAUCAGCAGUGAAGCAGUUAAUCAUUGAUAUAACUAAGAAUGGAACAACACCUAGUAUGUCUAUGAGGUUCCUUAUGGGAAUAAUAACCAGGAUUGAGGAGAAGAAUUCUGAUCUACCAUUCAAACCGUACAAUGAAGCAGUAGUGGAUCAAACUAAACCAACUGACCAGGAGGAGAGGGAUGAAUUGUACCUUUACUCACAGGAUUUGGAAAAGGAACUCAGGAGGGAGGAGAAGGUUGAGAUGAUAAAUCUUAUUCAUGAUUUUCUGGUCGAGCUAUCUUUCUACCCAUCCAGGUAUCAGAGACCUAUCACUAAUAUGAAUGGUUUAUCAGCUAAACCUAUUUGGACCCUUGAGGAAACAGAAUACGAGGUUUAUUAA
Eurytemora carolleeae is the source of this 1008-nucleotide messenger RNA. Its product is annotated as aspartyl/asparaginyl beta-hydroxylase. The coding region runs from base 13 to 1008 and encodes 331 amino acids. The transcript is spliced from 13 exons. NCBI's taxonomy places the organism in Eukaryota, Metazoa, Arthropoda, Copepoda, Calanoida, Temoridae. The record is from RefSeq and is a predicted model, not a curated record.